Molecule: messenger RNA, 591 nt
Organism: Dreissena polymorpha
Lineage: Eukaryota; Metazoa; Mollusca; Bivalvia; Myida; Dreissenidae
Product: short-chain collagen C4-like
Exons: 1
Coding region: 1-591 (196 amino acids)
Source: RefSeq, a predicted model, not a curated record
AUGUAUUUAGAUACCAAUGCGGCGUUAAAUUCAACAGUACGGAAACAAAAUGGUUUCACGUAUGUUCGUUGGGGAAGAAAAACGUGCCCAAACAUCACGACGACAUCGCUGGUGUACACCGGUCAGGCCGCCAGUGGUCAUUUCAGGCAUCCCGGCUCUGCGGAGUAUCUCUGUCUCCCCAACGAUCCACAAUUUGACAACCCGGAUAAUACGGAACAUGGAGCACGGUCCCUAAUUUAUGGCUCAGAGUAUGAAACACCGACUUCAGCGUUUACGACUCUCAAUAGCAUGGAGGUACCAUGCGCCCUCUGUUUGUCUCGCGGCAAAACCACCGUCAUGAUUCCAGCAAGAACUUCCUGCUACAGUGGAUGGACGCUGGAGUAUCGAGGUUAUCUUAUGUCGUCGGAACAUUCCCACCCUGGAAAAAACUACGUUUGUAUGGACAUAAACGCCGAGGCACUUGACGCGAGUUAUGGAAAUCUCGAUGAGACUCUGUUUUAUUUAGUCGAGGGACGGUGUAGUGCUCUGAAGUGCCCCCCGUAUGUAAAUGGACAGGAACUAACUUGUGCCGUGUGUUCAAUUACGUUGUAA